Messenger RNA from Plectropomus leopardus (leopard coralgrouper), 3878 nucleotides. It is a transcript of the gene sp1, whose product is annotated as sp1 transcription factor. Gene Ontology annotation, biological process: regulation of transcription by RNA polymerase II. Lineage: Eukaryota; Metazoa; Chordata; Actinopteri; Perciformes; Serranidae. Gene Ontology annotation, molecular function: RNA polymerase II cis-regulatory region sequence-specific DNA binding; DNA-binding transcription factor activity, RNA polymerase II-specific. The record is from RefSeq and is a predicted model, not a curated record.
GUCAAGUUUGUGUGAAGUUGUGAAAAGUUGUCAACCCGAAAAAAGAGCAGAGAAACUCCUCCCGUCUUCAAAUUAUGAGCAAUCAGCAGCAGGGUGAAAUGGCCGCUGCGGAGAGCGGUGGGAGCUACAGUCAAAAGCGAAACACAAACUCACAAGACUCACAGCAGCCAUCUCCCCUCGCCUUGUUGGCAGCCACAUGCAGUCGAAUUGACACCCCAGGAGAAAACGAUUCACCUGCAGACCAACAACAACAAAACCAGCAGCAACAGUUGGACCUAAACCAGGGUGUUUUCACCUCCAGUGCCAACGGCUGGCAGGUCGUCCCUCUUAGCAUCCAAGCAACCUCAGGCACCAACACCAUCACCACCGACUCCUCGGGGGUGAUGGCAGGGGGAGACAUAGGCAAGAGCAGACAGGUGCUGUCACCAUCAGCAGCUGUGGUUAGUACUCAGGGACAGCAGCAGCAGCAGCAGCAGCCACAGCAGUAUGUGAUAGCUCAGGCACCAUCGAUGCAGGGUCAGCAGGUGCUUACCACCAUAUCAGGCAUGAUGCCAAACAUCCAGUACCAGGUUAUUCCCCAGUUUCAGACAGUAGACGGCCAGCCGCUGCAGCUGGCACACACUCAGCAGGAUUCGGCUGUACCUGCCGCUGCAGGAGCAGGGCAGCAGUUCCAGAUCGUGUCAUCUUCUAACGGCCAGCAGAUCAUAGCUACGACCAACAGAGCCGGUGCUGCAGGAAACAUCAUAACAAUGCCCAGUCUCCUUCAGGGUGCCAUCCCCAUACAAAAUAUAAGCCUAGGCAAUGGCAUGUUGCAAAACCAGCCACAAUUCCUGGCAAAUAUGCCCGUGUCCCUCAAUGGAAACAUCACUUUGUUGCCUGUCAGCACUGGAGCGAGCGGCGGGGGAGAUGCAAACAGUGGUGGGGACACAGGGGCAAACCAGCUCAUACAGCAGCAGCAACAACCAGUGUCCAGCGGCGCAGGUUUUAUGACAACUGCGUCCACUGUCACCACGCAGGCCACCUCUACUUAUGGAAUGGCACAAACACAGAACAGCAAUGGAGUCACAUUCCAGCAGAACGCAGCGUCUUCUCUGGGUGUCCCAAUACAGCCAGACAACAGAGACGGUCAGCAGCCACAGCAGAUCCUCAUCCAGCCUCAGCAGGUUAUCCAAGGUGGAACACCCCUCCAGACCAUCCAGGCCGGAACCGUUACGGCCGCUGGGGGUCAGGUGUUUGCAACUCCUACGCUCAGCCAGGAAGGGCUUCAAAAUCUCCAGAUUAUGCCAAACACAGGCCCCAUCCUCCUGCGCACUGUGGGCCCCAAUGGCCAGGUGAGCUGGCAGACCAUUCAGAUCCAGAGUCCAGCAGGACCACAGAUCACGCUGGCCCCAAUGCAGUCUCUGCCCCAACUUGGUCAGGCUCCGGGCGCCGCUGCAGCUGGAGGAGUGUCUGUCAACACAGUGCAGAUCCCAGGAAUCCAGACCAUAAAUCUCAACACGCUCGGAAGCUCUGGGCUCCAGAUGCACCAGCUGCAGACUGUUCCCAUCACCAUCGCCAGUUCAGCAGGAGAUCAGGGGUUACAGACAGCAGGAGACAGUUUGGAUGACAGUACAGCUUUGGAUGAUGAGGAUAUCAGCCCACAACCUCAAGGACGACGUAACCGCAGGGAAGCGUGUACCUGCCCCUUCUGCAAGGAUGGAGAAGGACGCAGUGAUCCAACUAAAAAGAAGCAGCACAUUUGUCACAUCUCUGGCUGUGGGAAGAUCUACGGCAAGACGUCCCACCUGAGAGCUCACCUGCGUUGGCACACAGGAGAACGGCCCUUCGUCUGCAGCUGGUCUUUCUGUGGCAAACGAUUCACACGUUCAGAUGAACUCCAGCGUCACAAGAGGACGCACACAGGUGAGAAAAGGUUUGCCUGCCCCGAGUGUCCCAAACGCUUCAUGCGCAGCGAUCACCUCUCCAAGCACAUCAAGACCCACUUGAACAAGAAGGCAGUCAACACCAGCAGCAGCACCACAGUCUCUACCGACGCCGCUUCCCCUACAGCAGGAUCGAAAGUCAGCACAGGAGCAGUGUCAGCCAGCGACCAGCACACCAUCGUCUCCAUGGAAACCUUAUCUGCAGAGAGCUUAGCUCGAUUAGCCAGCAGCGGGAUCAACAUGAUGCAGGUGGACCUUCACCAACUUAACGGCAACAGCUACUGAGGACGGCGGGGGAGCAGGAAGACGAGCCUUGGUGGAUGAUGCAUUCAGACAUUUAAAGGUUAAAAAGGGCAUGUCUAACUGCAGACGCAGAACCUCACAAGGGCGUCAGACGGGAGAGGUGGUCACAGAUGCUACACAACAGACACUAUUAUCUCCAUCAUGUAUUUAGACACCUGUGUCAUAGAGGGGUCAGAGUUGGACUGAAGCGUUAGAUUAGAGAAAUCAUCAUGAACUUUUAUUCCCCCUGAAUGGCUCGACGCUAACGUUUGUCCCACAUGAAGACUCAAUCUUACACGCUGGUGGGAUUGCAAUAACACACACAGACCGGCACUCUCGGUGUUGCAUUGGUAGCUAGUAAUAUCCUCUCUACAUGCUUCUUUAGUAAAGAGAUGACACUACUAAGUUAGUUUCUCACCCUUGUUUCAGGGCUGGGAGCUUCGCUACAUGUCCUUCACCUCAGGUGUUUCCCGCCCUCUCGGACUGGGCUGCCCCUCUAACUAUUAGCCCCUUAAUAGUAAACUCAACCCUUAAACUGAAAUUAUAACAAUCUUGGGCAGCAAAUAUUUGGUUCUCACACGUCUGGUUGCAGUUUUAGGGGAACCUGUUCACAUACUAACAAUCCCAGUAUGAUAGGAAUAAUAUGAAAAGUAUAUUAGGGUGAGGCGGGCUGGAAAACGCAAGGUCACGACCAGAUCAGAGCCAGAAGCACUAAUCAGUGUGAGGACGUCUGUGUGUCAGGGCACUGACAUCCUGAGAAUUAACUCUUUAACCUUUUAUGUAGGUACACACAUUCAAGCCAUCAUGCUUUGAUAUGUUUAUCAUAGCAAAAACAUUUUGAUUUUUUUUUAUGUACAUAUAUAUUUUUGGUAAUGUAAGGGCUACAGGAAUUCUUAGCGUAGGCAGGAUCAUCUUACAUUAUUGCAAGAGAUUGCCUUUCAGUUGUAUGAACCUCUCAUGCACAAUCAAUCUUAAUCUUAUGUUAUUACUUUUAUAUAUAUAUAUGUAGAUUAAAUGUUUAAAUUUAAGAGCCUUUCUGUCAUAGAAUAAUGUAUUCUAUACAGUCCAGAUCUUCUCAGUACUUUUUUUCCUCUGCUAUCUUUGCCUUGCAGUCACUUCAGUUUUUGUUUUCUUUCGGUGGAAAAGCGUUUCUUGUUUAGUCAUAUCUGGUCAGAGUAAAAUAUUGUGUAAGGAUGUCCAGACAGCAUAAAUAUGUAAGCUCAAAACCAAAGGUUCAUACUCAUUUUAUAAGCAAAACUAGGAAAUCUUUCUUUGGUCUGGGAACUUUCUAAUAAUUUUUACUCUUGUAAUGCAUAUGUUAAAGUUCUAACUGGAAAAAAUCCAGCUCGAGGCAGGCACCGGACACAUAUCCCUUUGUUGUCCAAAUAAAUAAGUUGCAAAAUGUACUAAGGGUCAACGUUUUUUCUGAAAAGUCGCUUCUAGCCACUAUUGAAAUCUUUUUCUUUGCUUCGGAAUUCUGCUUUAUUUGCAAAAGAUAACUUGUAUAAUGUCAGUAAAUGUGUUUAAAAGCUCUCCGUUGAAACUGUAUAGACAAAGUUCAUCGGACAACAAGUGCUCUUAUUUUUUCACCCCGUUUUAAAUAAGGGAUUUUACAUUGUGUGUAUACAACUACUGCAAAUGCCAACAGCUGGAUUAAAAUUAAGAUUCAAUGUA